AUGGAUGACGCCGGGCUUGGAGACGGAGGGAUCGGGAAAAAAACACGAACCCACGUCUGUCCUCAUUAUGAGUUUAGCCCCACCCUGAGCCGACAAUGUGGACAAGAAUUAGUUGGUUCUCAGACAUACAACCAACGGUUGAACGGUCAAGCGGAAUCCCGGUACAGUGACGGGAAUGGGAAGAGCGAGCACGAUGGAGUGGGGGAACGGAAGGGGGCUGGGGACACGCAUGUUUUUCAGGUUUCAAUGAGUCCGACGGAUGUUGAUUACGCCUGGUCAUCUGCUUCGGUCUCUUCUGCCUAUAGUUUCCGCUCGUCUGUCCUCAUGUGCGCCUGCCCGCCCCUCAAGCAAGCCGAGCGGACGACUGUAUGCUCCGAGCGGAAUGUUCCUGAUCAAAGCGUUCGUCUGUCUGGGAUCCUCUUGGGAUACCGACUUGAGCCCACCGGUCUGCAUGAUGGAGACCACGGGUUGGCGAUCAUAAAGACGGGUAGCAAGAACGAAAACGAGGAUACACUUUCCAGGAUGGAUUACCAGCCUGAACUCGCCAAGAUCUAG
Messenger RNA from Protopolystoma xenopodis, 555 nucleotides. Lineage: Eukaryota; Metazoa; Platyhelminthes; Monogenea; Polystomatidea; Polystomatidae. The record is from the annotation of a GenBank genome assembly.